Messenger RNA from Vicia villosa (hairy vetch), 2135 nucleotides. RefSeq names its product protein LAZ1. Gene Ontology annotation, biological process: transport. Gene Ontology annotation, molecular function: transporter activity. The record is from RefSeq and is a predicted model, not a curated record. NCBI's taxonomy places the organism in Eukaryota, Viridiplantae, Streptophyta, Magnoliopsida, Fabales, Fabaceae. The transcript has 6 exons. Bases 323 to 1759 code for a protein of 478 amino acids.
CAAAAACAAUAGUCAAAUAUAUUUUUAAUUGUGAGAAGAAGAAAAAAAAAUGACGAAGAGGGGGAGGGCAGGUCGGAGCGUAGACGGGGGAUGAGUGGAGGACGACGGAGAUAAGAUAAGUUUGACCUAACAACUCUGAUCACGGAUCGUCCAUCAUCUUUUCAUUCCAAUUCUCUCUCUCUCUCUGUUACGGUAACUUCACUCCUUCCUCUGAUCCCCAAUUUCUGAUAUUCUCAUUCUGAUCCAUCAACAACACUGGCAGCAACUGAGUUGAAAUUCAAUUAUUAUUAUUAUGGUGUGAGUUGGUUGGUUGGUUGGUUCAAUGUUGGAAUUACUUUACUCCCCUCCUCUAUGGGCAACUCUUAUCGCCGCUGCUUUUCUCCUUACCACUCUUACUCUCUCCCUCUAUCUUCUUUUUGAGCAUCUUUCCGCUUAUAAGAAUCCCGAAGAGCAGAAGUUCUUGAUUGGUGUUAUCCUCAUGGUUCCCUGCUACUCUAUUGAAUCUUUUGUGUCCUUGGUCAAUCCUUCCAUUAGUGUUGACUGCGAGAUACUCCGUGAUUGCUAUGAAUCAUUUGCCAUGUAUUGCUUUGGAAGAUACCUUAUUGCCUGCCUCGGAGGCGAAGAAAGGACUCUUUUGUUUAUGGAAAGAGAAGGCCGUGCUACUUUUAAAACUCCUCUUCUCCACCAUUCUUCUCACUCUGGCAUUAUAAACCAUCCUUUUCCUCUCAAAUACUUCCUUAACCCAUGGAAACUUGGUCCCCGCUUUUUCCAAAUUGUCAAAUCUGGUAUUGUUCAAUAUAUGAUCAUCAAAUCUUUUACUGCUGUUUUGGCCGUAAUCCUUGAAGCCUUUGGAGUCUACUGUGAAGGAGAAUUCAAAGUAGGAUGUGGGUAUCCUUAUGUGGCAGUGGUUCUAAAUUUCAGUCAGUCAUGGGCACUGUACUGCCUUGUUCAAUUUUAUACUGUUACAAAGGAAGAAUUGGCUCAUAUAAAGCCAUUGGCCAAAUUUUUGACAUUUAAAUCAAUUGUGUUUCUCACUUGGUGGCAAGGUGUGGCAAUUGCUCUAUUAUAUACGUUUGGUUUGUUCAAAAGUCCCAUCGCACAAGGCUUGCAUUUUAAGUCAAGUGUCCAAGAUUUCAUCAUUUGCAUUGAGAUGGGCAUUGCUUCCAUAGUUCACCUGUAUGUAUUUCCAGCAAAGCCUUAUGAGCUAAUGGGAGAGCGCCUCUCAGGAAGUGUUUCAGUUCUGGGAGAUUACUCUGCUGAUUGUCCUCUUGACCCUGAUGAGAUUAGAGACAGUGAGAGACCCACAAAACUGCGUCUUCCUGCACCUGAUGUUGAUGCCAAGAGUGGGAUGACAAUUAGAGAGAGUGUUCGUGAUGUUGUUAUUGGCGGCGGUGGAUAUAUUGUUAAAGAUGUGAGGUUCACGGUCCAUCAAGCAGUGGAGCCUGUGGAAAAGGGGUUCACUAGAUUCAAUGAAAAACUACAUAAGAUAUCCCAAAACAUUAAAAAGCAUGAGAAAGAUAAAAGAAGAAUCAAGGAUGACAGCUGCAUCGGGUCAUCAUCACCUGCAAGGAGGUUGAUUCGGGGAAUCGAUGAUCCCCUCUUGAAUGGGAGUGUCAGUGAUAGUGCGAUGUCGAGGGGAAAGAAGCACCACCGUCGGAAAUCUGGAUAUACGAGUGGAGAGAGUGGUGGAGAAAGCAGUAGUGAUCAAACCUAUGGUAGCUACCAGGUUAGGGGCCAUAGGUGGGUUACUAAAGAGUAAUGAAUGCUUUAGGGGACUAGUUUGGCGAAGUUGCUAGAUUCUGGCGGUUGAUGUACCUAGCGCUGAGCUGUGAUGUAUUGUGGGAGAAAUUAUUUGUUACGUGUACUCAGGCUUGCUUUUAUAACAUGCCCGAUGCUGAGAGUUCAGUUGAAAUUUAUUAUUUAUCAUUUUCCGUCAGAUGAAAUCACGAUGUCCAUGUGACAUUACUAUAAUUGGUCUUCUUCUGUAUUGUAUAGAGGUUUCUUCUCGCAGCUGCUUUGUACCAAAAAAGAAAUUUCCAACAGUUGCUAGAAUAAGCUGCAUAUUUGUUGGGGAUAAUAUUGUGUGCUUCUGGAGCUAUUUAGCAUUUUAAAUUUGAAUGUGAAUGUUAGUUUUA